CCAGUUCGCGUUCUGACUGCUGCUGACGGAAUUUACUUUUUUGUUGUUGCUUUAAGUAAAAUUAAAUCAUGUAUACGUUCUGGUAUUUUCUCUUACGUUUUACAGGAUUUUAAUAUAUAUCGGUUGCGUUGAAUUUUGAAUUAAUUGAGCUUUCUUUUAAAUUUGGUUUAUAUGUAGUUUUACGUUAUAAUGCCUGCUUCAGUAUAGAAUAACUUCAACAAACAUAAACGUAUUAUUCUGAUUAAAUUUUUUUCUUUAAAAUGAGAUUUGUAAAUAACUGUGUUUGAUAUUGUGCUACAUUUUUUUUAAUUUAAAAUGUCUCCGAAAAAUAAGCAUGUAGUCACAUUUAGGUAAAAUGGAAGACCCUUGUACAGAGAAAGAAGUGGGGCAUCAGAGAAAUCCCGAAAAGUCAGGAAGCGGAGGAAAACUUAAGGUGAUGGUCGAUGAGAAUAUUAAUUCUUGUACAUCAGAGACUGCGCCAGACUUGGCCCAUAUGUUAGUGGACCUAAUGAUAUCCUCUGCCAAAAUGGCAGAAACUUGUGGGACUACCUUUCAGCAAUCUGAGGAUGCUCUCCAGUGUACUGUAGACGCUGUUUCACAGGCUAGGGCUGCCAUGUCAACAUCUAAUCUUUUGCUGUGCAGCAUCCAGAUGAUGGCAAAACAGCUGCUGAAACUCACCCCCUACUCAGAUUUCAGAGAGGUUUUUAGCUGUAUCCCUCAUCUUCCUGUGGAUUAUGACACCUUUCAGAGGCUGAUGAACAUAACCACACAUGAUGGAGCUUCCAUUUCAGGACUCCAGCCAGACAAAACACUGUUGACUAAGACAGAAAGACUUCAUCGGUGCAAUACGUGCCAUUCCUUAUACCCUGUGACUGAGGACUCGAAGGACAGCCCAGAAUUCAGUUCAGCAGAUCUUUCUCAUAAGUCAGCCUGCCACAAAAUAAGUUGCUCUAAAGUUGAUGAUGAUGUUACAGAUGAAGUGGAGGGAAGACCCAGGAAAGAAAUGUUUGGAAAAAGCACAUCGUAUCACAAGCAGAAUAAUGACAGCACAGAUGAAGAGAAGGAAAAGCCCAGGAAAGAAAGGUUGAGAAGAAGCUCAUCACAUCACAAACAGGUAGAUGUUGUAAGGAAGGAGGAGCAUAUGGGUGGUGCCUAUGUUACUCAUCGUCGACGAUCCCCACUCCGAUCUCCAUUUGGUAACAUUGAGGGGCUGUCGCCACUUGUAUCUGACAUAAAAGUUUCCACUCCUAAGCCAACAAGCUGCUCACCAUCUUCACAAGGAACUGUAAAAUACAUCAACAAGUUAAUUCACCAUAAUAUCUCACACGAAGCAUUGGAAAAUGACACAGAACAUCUAGAAGAUUGACUUGAGCCUUCAGACAGAGCAUUAUUGGAUUUCAAAAAUUAGGUUGUAACUUAAAAGGA
Protopterus annectens (West African lungfish) is the source of this 1425-nucleotide messenger RNA. RefSeq lists its product as uncharacterized. Bases 356 to 1366 code for a protein of 336 amino acids. The transcript has 8 exons. The record is from RefSeq and is a predicted model, not a curated record. NCBI's taxonomy places the organism in Eukaryota, Metazoa, Chordata, Ceratodontiformes, Protopteridae.